This is a messenger RNA of Psammomys obesus (fat sand rat), 3198 nucleotides long. It is a transcript of the gene Armcx3, whose product is annotated as armadillo repeat containing X-linked 3. Gene Ontology annotation, molecular function: protein binding. Gene Ontology annotation, cellular component: mitochondrion. The record is from RefSeq and is a predicted model, not a curated record. The transcript has 4 exons. Lineage: Eukaryota; Metazoa; Chordata; Mammalia; Rodentia; Muridae. The coding region runs from base 400 to 1539 and encodes 379 amino acids.
UGUGCAGAAGUCCUUCUUGUCCUGGUCGUUGUUCCUGUCUGAGUACCAGCUCCCUAUUACCCUGAGGGAGGGCGGGCCUGCAGCUGAGGAAAGGAGGCGGAAAAGAAAUUGUCCCGGAUCCCUGCAGGUUGCAGUACAACGCCAGGCAAGAGAAGAGGAAGGAAAUUAACCAGCUCGGUGAAGGUCGAGUUGAAGGUCUGCUGUAGCAGGUGGCACUGCUUGAAACAGGGGAGGAACUUUCCCCCGGAUCAGUAGAGGUUAACCUCCAGAACUUAGUUACUGUGGCCUUGAAGCAACUGAAGAAGAUCACUCUCCACAGGCCUGCACUCAGGCCCAAAGCCCUUUUUCCCUACCUUGACUGACUAUUUCUUGGUCCCUGCUGUUGUCAGGGACGAUUGCAUGGGCUACGCCAGGAAAGUAGGCUGGGUGACUGCAGGCCUGGUGAUUGGGGCUGGAGCCUGCUAUUGUAUUUACAGACUGACCCGAGGAAGAAAACAGAACAAGGAGAAAAUGGCUGAGGGUAGCUCAGCUGAUGUGGAUGAUGCUGGGGACUGUUCUGGGGCCAGGUAUAAUGACUGGUCUGAUGAUGACAAUGACAGUAAUGAGAGCAAGAGUAUAGUUUGGUACCCACCUUGGGCCAGGAUUGGCACUGAAGCAGGGACCAGAGCUAGAGCCAGGGCAAGAGCCAGGGCUACCAGGGCUAGAAGAGCUGUCCAGAAAAGAGCUUCUCCUAAUUCAGAUGACACUGUUUUGUCCCCUCAAGAGUUACAAAAAGUACUUUGUUUGGUUGAGAUGUCUGAAAAGCCUUAUAUUCUUGAAGCAGCUUUAAUUGCAUUGGGUAAUAAUGCUGCUUAUGCGUUUAACAGAGAUAUUAUUCGUGAUUUGGGUGGUCUCCCAAUUGUUGCAAAAAUUCUCAAUACUCGGGAUCCCAUUGUUAAGGAAAAGGCUUUAAUUGUCUUAAAUAACUUGAGUGUGAAUGCUGAAAAUCAGCGCAGGCUUAAGAUAUACAUGAAUCAAGUGUGUGAUGACACAAUCACUUCUCGAUUGAACUCAUCUGUGCAGCUGGCUGGACUCAGAUUGCUUACAAAUAUGACUGUUACUAAUGAGUAUCAGUAUAUCCUUGCUAAUUCCAUUUCAGACUUUUUUCGUUUAUUUUCAGCAGGAAAUGAAGAAACCAAACUUCAGGUUUUGAAACUUCUUUUGAAUCUGGCUGAAAAUCCAGCCAUGACUAGAGAACUGCUCAGGGCUCAAGUACCAUCUUCACUGGGCUCCCUCUUUAAUAAGAAGGAGAACAAAGAGGUUAUUCUUAAACUUCUGAUCGUGUUUGAGAACAUCAAUGACAAUUUCAAAUGGGAAGAAAAUGAGCCUGCCCAGAAUCACUUUAGUGAGGGUUCACUUUUUUUCUUUUUAAAAGAAUUUCAAGUGUGUGCUGAUAAAGUCCUGGGAAUAGAAAGCCACCAUGAUUUUCUAGUGAAAGUAAAAAUUGGAAAGAUUGCAGCCAAACUGACUGAGCGUAUGUUCCCAAAUAGCCAGGAAUAACUUGGUGGCUUUGUAGGGUAGCAGCAACACAACUUGCAAACUCUUCUUUUUUCUCCACCUUGUUUAUAUGGCAAAGAAAUCCUUUCAGUUGCCAGUUUUAAAUAAUGGCUAUCAUACUGUAUCAUCGUUGCUGAUAUUUAACCAAGUUUGUCUUCAGGUUUAAGUUGAAUAAAUGAACUAUCCCUACUUGUCCUGAAAACAUGUUUGUUGCUUUUUAUCUUGUUGCCUAGAUUGAAAUAUUUUUACCAUUUUCUCUGCAUAAGUGACAGUGAACCAAUUCAUCCUAACUAGGUUCUUUUCUGUCAUUUGCAUUGAUUUUAUUUGUGCAUCAUCAAUAAAGUUUUAUGUUAAUGCUGGAAAGAAACAACAGAAGAAGAAACUAUUCUGUCCCUUGGUUUAUGAUCUAGUUGUAGAGAUAAGAAACAUACAAACAAAACAAAACAAAAACUUUGAAAUUAUUUGGAGCAUACAUUCUGUCAGAUGUGUGCCUUCAGAACAUAAAGGAGGCAAAGGCUUUGGUGGCUGUAUGAGUCAGUUAAAGCUUCAGGGAGGACAGAGCCAUUUAAAGGGAGUCCUGAAUGAGGCAGGGAAGUUAGUUGCAUUCCAUGAGACCAGAGUCAAGGGGAAAUGAUGUGAGAAAGGCAUUAAUUUAGAAAACCUCCUGAUAGUCAAAACAGCCUUCUUAGAGUGUGGGGAAUAGCAUUAAAUAAAUCUAGAAAACUGUGUGAAGCCCAUUACAGAAGGCUUCUUGAAUGUAUUUUAACUAGGAAAGAAUUGGGGUAGAUAUAAAUAUUCUCCACACACAACAUGUACCAUCAAUGAUGGUGUAGCAAAAUGGACCCUUUCUGACCCUGGUGGUGGGCAUUUGGCAAUACAUAUCAUUAAGCCUUAAAAUAUGUAAACCUUUUGUCCUAAGGGGACAACUGAAUACUUGGCCAAAGAGUGAAUGUGCAAGGCCGUUCUUAUCAGCACUGUCUUAAGGUAGUAACAUUAGGAACAACUUUAGUGUCCCCGACACACUGAAUUGGCUAAAUAAAGAAUGUCCAUGCUGUGUGAUAAAUGUGCUGAUGGAAUUCAGUAUUGCUAGAAAAAGAUAUUCAUCAUACAUUGUUAAGUGAGCAAGGAAAGUUAGAUAGCACUCUUCAGAGUAUGAUUACAUAUGGGAGGGUUAAAUCAUGUUUAAAAAGAUGCUAAAAUCUAUGGAAUUAUAUACACCCAGGAAGUACUAAGAGUUAUAUUUGGAUGAAAGAUAAUGAGUGAUGCUUACUUUUUGUACUUAUGAUUCAUCUAUGUUUUCUUAUUUAUCAUAAAUUAAUAUUGAUUUUUAAAUGAAAGGUUUUGAGAAAGAAAAGUACUGGGAAUGCAGCAGGUGAUAAAUUUGAAUGUGUACUGAGUGGAAAAUAUUUAGGCCCCAAAUGUGGCAGUUUGAAGUUUCCUCUUCAGAAUGAUAGAUGAUGGUGAGGAUAAGGCUGAUUGUGAGAUUUAAAUGAGAGAAUUUAUCUAUAAUAUUCUGGCAUAUUGCAGCAGUUAAUUAAGAAAUGUGAGUACCUUUAAGUACCCAGAAUAUAGUGUUGAUCGGUUUUGGUUGACUUUUGUUUUGCUGGGGCAUUCUGCUAUGUUUCAGUGUCAUUUAAUAAAUAAUAAUAAUAAAGGUUAACA